AUGAGUGAACGUUCCUGCAGUAUCGUUACAAACGGUCAUAACACUGACAUAAUUUUAAGACCCUACAGCAAUCGCACGCUGCUGAUCGUAACGCACUUCAAAAAGCUCGGGACGUUUGUGACGGUCAAUCGCGAAUCCGCUGUGAACGGCUACAAUAGCGAUGUAUUCACGAUAAAGACAGUUUUUGGCAGCGACAACAAUGACGUUCACCUAGCCGCCAGAUACAUAGCGCAACAGAUUAACAUUGAGAAAGAAUUGCUGCUAUCGAUAGCGCUGAAAGAUUAUGACCUGGCGAUCUUGAAGUCCAUUGUCGUGGCUGUGAAUCAGAUAAAGUCAUGGUAA
Molecule: messenger RNA, 342 nt
Organism: Vollenhovia emeryi
Lineage: Eukaryota; Metazoa; Arthropoda; Insecta; Hymenoptera; Formicidae
Exons: 3
Coding region: 1-342 (113 amino acids)
Biological process (GO): proteasome assembly
Source: RefSeq, a predicted model, not a curated record